Molecule: messenger RNA, 1617 nt
Organism: Vanessa atalanta (red admiral)
Lineage: Eukaryota; Metazoa; Arthropoda; Insecta; Lepidoptera; Nymphalidae
Product: ran-specific GTPase-activating protein-like
Exons: 4
Coding region: 141-836 (231 amino acids)
Biological process (GO): nucleocytoplasmic transport
Cellular component (GO): nuclear pore; cytoplasm
Molecular function (GO): GTPase activator activity
Source: RefSeq, a predicted model, not a curated record
AGUAACAGCUAAUCAAGUUUGUUUCUUUUGUAUUUUGGUUAGAUUGUUAUUAUAUUUUAAAAAUAUUAAAUACUAAAUAAAAUACAAUAUUCUAACAUAAUUGUGUUGACAAAAGUUAAUAAAAGCUACUUUUUAAAGAAAUGUCUUCGCCGACGGAGGAGAGCGUGAGGCGUAACAGUGAAAGCGAAGGCGGAGAAGUGGAGACACCAGAGCACGAUCCACAUUAUGAGCCUAUUGUAUCUUUGCCACUCGUUGAUAUACAAACCAAUGAGGAGGAAGAGGAAGAGCUCUGCAAGAUACGAGCGAGGCUCUACAGAUAUGACACUCACGAUCACGAGUGGAAGGAGAGAGGCACUGGUGAUAUAAAAUUGUUACGUCAUAAAGCAAAUAAUUCAGUACGAGUAGUAAUGAGACGUGACAAAACAUUAAAGGUUUGCGCCAAUCACUUCAUUACUCCGGAUAUUCGUAUGAAUGUCCAUUGCGGGUCUGACAAAGCCUUCAAUUGGUCUGUUUUUGCUGAUUACGCAGAUGAAACCUGCAAGCAGGAGUUGCUUGCUAUAAAAUUUGGUAAUCCACAAAAUGCAGAACUAUGGAAAACGAAAUUUGCUGAAGCCCAAGAAAUUGUCAGAACUAAGUGCAGUCUUUACACUCAAGAUCAGUCUUCAGAUGACGAGAGUAGUAUUACAAGGAGUGAAGAUACAGACACUCCAGAACCGAAAAGUUCUGAAAAAACAGUGGACGAAGAAGCAAAGAAAGAAAAAGGUGAAAACGUAGAAUCUGAUGGUGUCAUAUUACAACUUAAAGAACUAAAAGUGGACAGUGAAAAGUCAGAGUAAUGCAUUUACUACAUAAAUUCCAUUUGUUUUUGUAAAAAGGUUAAUUUUAUCUUCAAUGUCAUUGAAGGAAUUUUGCAUUUGUUAUAAAGUGGAAAACAACUUAGUAGUUAGAGGUAAUUUUUUAGAUGAAACUGGAUCCAUUUAAAAUUUGUGAGUAAUAAAAAUUUACAUCUAUGAGUAAACACAAAAAUGUUUUGUAAAAUAUAUGGCAAGACGUGCAUGCUUACUAACUUGUAUUGUAAUUAAUACAUUUUUCUAUUCAGACGUCUAUUGAAGUAAUGCAAUAAGAUUAUUCACUCAUUUGUAUGGAUCAUAUUUUUUUAGAGUAGUAUGUUUUAUUUCAUUAUAAUAAAAUACUAUUAGUACAUAUUUUACUUAUGAUUUUUUUAAUACUAGAAAAAUAGUUUAUAUUAUUAAACUUAUGUAUUGAAACGUCUCUAGUAAUUGAAUUUUAAAAUGUAACAAUUUACAUUUGAAUUUUGUGAUCAUUGGAUUUGAUGAGAUAAUUCUCGAAUAGUUAUUUUUUAUAGUUUAAGAUUUCAUGCAUUCAACAUUUUUGUAAUACAUUACAUAUCAUUUUAUAAUUUGUUUGUAUUUAAAAUGAACUACUGUAUCCAUUUUAUAUCAAAAUUUUUCACAUAAGAAAAUUGGAUGUUUUUACUAUUCAUGUAGUUUUAAACAAAUAUUUUUGGACUAUAAACUGGCACUUGAAUGCUGUUGUCUAGAUUUGAUGAAAAUUAUAAUAAAUAUAGAUUUUCGAAGGAACAACUUCUAAUAAAAA